Oncorhynchus gorbuscha (pink salmon) is the source of this 5598-nucleotide messenger RNA. Its product is annotated as G-protein coupled receptor 20-like. Lineage: Eukaryota; Metazoa; Chordata; Actinopteri; Salmoniformes; Salmonidae. The record is from RefSeq and is a predicted model, not a curated record. Gene Ontology annotation, molecular function: G protein-coupled receptor activity. Gene Ontology annotation, biological process: positive regulation of Rho protein signal transduction; phospholipase C-activating G protein-coupled receptor signaling pathway. Gene Ontology annotation, cellular component: membrane.
AUUAAGACCUUGUUCUAUAACUCAGUGCUAUUCAGAGAUUAUGGCUGUUUUCCACCUUGUUCUGUUACUCAGUCUAUUCAGAGAUGAUGGCUGUGUUCCACCUUGUUCUGUUACUCAGUCUAUUCAGAGAUGAUGGCUGUUUUCCACCUUGUUCUGUUACUCAGUCUAUUCAGAGAUGAUGGCUGUGUUCCACCUUGUUCUGUUACUUAGUCUAUUCAGAGAUGAUGGCUGUUUUCCACCUUGUUCUGUUACUCAGUCUAUUCAGAGAUGAUGGCUGUUUUCCACCUUGUUCUGUUACUCAGUCUAUUCAGAGAUGAUGGCUGUUUUCCACCUUGUUCUGUUACUCAGUCUAUUCAGAGAUGAUGGCUGUGUUCCACCUUGUUCUGUUACUCAGUCUAUUCAGAGAUGAUGGCUGUGUUCCACCUUGUUCUGGUACUCAGUCUAUUCAGAGAUGAUGGCUGUUUUCUACCUUGUUCUGUUACUCAGUCUAUUCAGAGAUGAUGGCUGUGUUCCACCUUGAAUAUUUGCCAACUGUAGCCUACAACACCAACAUCCCCCUUACUUAAUCCCUGGCAAAUGAAACAGACCCCCUUUCGACAAGCUGUUAGAAAGGUCCUGAUAACAUCCUGAAGCUCCUCAGACUUUAAUCUUCCUCUCCCAUUCAGCAGCACCAGAAACAAUAUGUCCUGUAUAUCAUAUGGUUCCCAUUGGUUCAGCUGGUGGGCAUUGUCCCAAAUGGCACCCUAUUUGACCAGAGCCCUACGGGUAGUGGUCAAACGUAGUGCACUAUAUACAGUAGGGAGUAUGGUGUCAGAGUACUACAGUAUAUAGGGAUUGGGUGCCAUUUGGGAGCAGCUCUAAUGUGUCUGAGUAAUGCAGGGGAGGUGUGUUUACUUACAUUACUGUCAUCUUCUGUGUCACUCACUUCCUCUGCACGGCGCACACAGCAGCCUGGAGGAGAAUAUCCACACGCAUUUCAAAGUUGUCUUUGCAGGCUGUAGCUUUUACAGCAUCGCUCUUAGGGUUGCAAAAUUCCGGUAACAAAGAAUAAAUUCCCAGAUUGUCCAGAAUACCUAGUUGGACGAUUCUGAAUUUCUUGAUUAUUCCCUCCUGAUUUCAGAAAUCCUCUAACUGUUUUUUUGGGAAAACCAGGGAAUUUAUUGAUUAUUCCCUCCUGAUUUCAGAAAUCCUCUAACUGGGUUUUUGGGAAAACCAGGGAAUUUAUUGAUUAUUCCCUCCUGAUUUCAGAAAUCCUCUAACUGGGUUUUUGGGAAAACCAGGGAAUUUAUUGAAAGUUCCCGGCAUUUUGCAACUCUAGCUCUGACAGAAAGCAGAACCCUCCGACUGGGUCUGAACUGACAUAGGCAGAAGAAGAAGAUGGAGUAUUUUUCCAUUAUCAUUUUUUUGUGCAAUGGGUUCAAUGGGAUGAUACCCAGUUGUCCUUAAUCUUUUCACAUGGUUUUCUAUAACAGGACGUUUCCAUUGAGUGAAAGUCCCUCCUGGUUUCAAGUGGGUUAAUGACUGAGAUGAUUAAUGACAUGUGGAAAUUGUCUCUACCCCCUUAGUUCAUAUAAAUGCCAAAAUUACAUAUUUAUUUUCUGACCUCGAAACCAGUCUCACAACUGUUCAGUUAACCAUGACACUUGUUGCCUAAUGUUAAGGUAUUGCUUCUAGGGCCCUUGGGGUUCAUUUUGAUCCAGCACCAGAAAAUACAACUGCCUCCAUAUUCGCCCUACAGCCCAAAAGUCUGUCUCACUGGUGUGGUAUGAGAUGUUUAAUGUACGAGUUUGUUUUACCGUUCUCCCAUCACUUACUUAGUUUAUUGAAAGAUCACAGGAGCCUAAAUGAAUAUGAAGUCAUCCUGCAGCGAAGGGUCUGUCUAAACAACACUUAGAAUGUCCUCAAACGUUCAAUUCAUGAUGUCCAGUCCAAACCACUUGGACUGGAAUGAAACAAACAUUCAACCAGCGUCUCUUGGACAUUGCAGGCAACAGAGUUCUAAUUCCAUGUCUUAACUCAGGUCCAGCAGAGUAGGGGUCCUUUGUGCUGUGUUUGGUUCCUGCUCGUUUUCAGAUGGGACCAUUCAAUGAAACACAGCUCCCUGGGCUUUGUCAUGGUGACACAAUGUUUAGGAGGCUGGGACGAGGAGAGCUGACUAGGACUGCAUUAGGCUGGGACGAGGAGAGUUGACUAGGACGGCAUUAGGCUGGGACGAGGAGAGUUGACUAGGACGGCAUUAGGCUGGGACGAGGAGAGUUGACUAGGACGGCAUUAGGCUGGGACGAGGAGAGUUGACUAGGACGGCAUUAGGCUGGGACGAGGAGAGUUGACUAGGACGGCAUUAGGCUGGGACGAGGAGAGUUGACUAGGACUGCAUUAGGCUGGGAUGAGGAGAGUUGACUAGGACUGCAUUAGGCUGGGACGAGGAGAGUUGACUAGGACUGCAUUAGGCUGGUGGUCUCCAAUGCCCACAGACUGUUCAUAGUAAACACCCUGGGAAGAUGGGUAACACUUGUGUUGCUAUUAUACCUGUGUAAUAACACUGUAAUUAAACCAGUAACAGAGUUGUAUUAGCAUGUUGUUACAUAAUACUUCAGUAAAUACAUUAUUUUGACAGUUUCAAUAAUGCAACUGGUUUGAUACCACAAAUUGAGUCAGCACAGCUCACAGCAAUAGACUUUUCAGCUCAUUCUGCUGAACAUCAAUACUUUUUGUGUGAUAACAGAGUACUGACAGUGCAAGAGAAAUGAGGGCCCUCACAGGAAAUGUGGAAAAAGUUGAGACUCAUUCUGGAAGAUGAAUGUGUCUAGAAGAGGUUCACUCAUGGGUCAUUACUUAGCUGAUACCAGAGACAGACUGGCCAUAGGACAGUUCUGGCAAAUGCCAGAUGGGUCGUCCAUCUUUAGCCCGGUGGGCCUGUCUGAAUUGGGCUUUUUCCGGCGAAUUAUUAUUAUUAUUCUGGCUAAUAAUUGAGACCUCGAGGGAAAAAUGGACCGGUGUUCCCCAAUCUGUCCCUGAAUGGUACUGUACUGAAAUGAUGUUUUCCAGUCUAGAAGUGUCAAGUGGAAUCAUCAAACUAACUUCUCACUUCAAAUGAUCUUUGUUAUGAUUUAUUUGUAUUUAUUUUUUUAUUUAACCAGGUAGGCCAGUUGAGAACAAGUUCUCAUUUACAACUGCGACCUGGCCAAAAUAAAGCAUAGCAGUGUGAACAGACAACACAGAGUUACACGUGGAGUAAACAAUUAACAAGUCAAUAACACAGUAGAAAAAAGGGGGAGUCUAUAUACAAUGUGUGAUUCACUUUGGUUGUCCUUGCUAACUUAAUGUUUGUAUUGAUGUAAAUAAUGGAAUAUGUGUUUUAAAGAGAUCCCAGAUCUGGAGUUGAAAUGCAGUCAUAUGUGCCUCAUGGCUGUUAUAGGAGGAUGCCACUUGAUUGUUCUCAUUUGUAUGAAACCCUCUGAAAUCAGUUUUUGUGAAAAAGACUUACCAAUUUCCAGUUACUUUUUUUUCAGUCUCACAGGAAUAAAUUCCGGGAUAUUCCACAAGACUGUAUUCGCUUCCCAAAUGGCACCCUAUUCCCUUUUUAGCACACUAUAGUGCCCCCUGGUCAAAAGUAGUUCACUAUAAAUGGAACAGGGUGCCAUUUAGGACAUUUAGGACAAGGACUCUCUGUGGUACAGAGAGUCCUUGUUUAGUGAUGUCACAGUUGAUGUAAACUUAGGAAGACUUCCUCUCUAAGUAUCCUCAGCUAAAAGACCGGGGACCGGAUUAGUUAGUGUGAUGCUGAGCGGAAGAGCAGACCGGGAGGCUAAGGCACAGAGAGACAGAACUGUGGGGUUUCCUUUGAAAUGUUUACAUAUGGGAAGAGUGCAGAGCCGUAUGCUGGGGAGCAGAGGACCAGAGGCCGCGGGGUCAUCCACAGAACCAUGGAGCCUGCCUAUACUGGGAUGUCACUGUAUAACUCAACCUCAACAGUGAUGCCCAUGGCGACCUCCGCCGGCAACACCAAUGUGAGCAGAGAGCCGUACAUGCACCGCCUGGCCCAUCUAGACGAGGGUCUCUACAAUGACUUCUACAGCCUGUGGAUCUGUCUGGUGGUGGUCAACACACUCAUCUUCAUGGUGGGAAUGGUUCUCAACACCCUGGCCCUGUACGUGUUCUGCUUCCGCACCAAGCCCAAGACCACCUCAGUCAUCUACACCAUCAAUCUGGCUGUCACAGACUUACUGGUUAACCUCUCCCUGCCCACACGUAUCAUUCUCUAUUACAGUGGGGAGUGCCUCAACUGCUCCUACGUGCAUAUAUUCAGCUACUUUGUCAACAUGUACUGCAGCAUCCUCUUCCUCACCAGUAUAUGCGUGGACAGAUACCUGGCCAUAGUACAGGCUGAGGCCUCAAGGAAGUGGAGGAACCCUAACGUGGCCAAGGGAGUGUGCAUUUUCAUCUGGCUCUUCGCUAUCGUGGUCACCUACUCCUUCCUCACCACGGCGUUCCGACACGCGGGCUGCUGCGUCUCCAAGCUCUUCGUCCUGACCGUCUUCGAGUUCUUCCUCCCCUUGGUCGUCAUUGUGGUGUUCACUGUGCGCAUCAUGUGUGCCCUGUCCAACUCCAGUCUGAUGCAGCAGAGCAGAGAGAGGCGCGUGCGGGCCGUGCAGCUCCUCACCACUGUCCUGGUCAUCUUCACCAUCUGCUUCACCCCGUUCCACGUCAGGCAGGUGCUGGUGUACUUCUACCCCGACAUGCCCCACCACGUCAUUGUCUACCACGUCACCGUCACCCUCAGCAGCCUGAACAGCUGCAUGGACCCCAUCGUCUACUGCUUCGUCACCAACAACUUCCAGUCCAGCAUGAGGGGCUUCUUCCGCAAGGCGGAUGCAGAGCUGGAGCAGACCAGUGGGAACAUCAUCAGCAUGCAGAAUAGCUCCAAGGGCUCGGGGACUGUCACAGCUAUCGCUCACAGUGUGAUGAUGAACGUCCUGUCGUCCUCCUCUCCCCAGCAUGGGAACCACAUAGCGUUAGACUGAGAAAGGGAUGGGAAGAUUGAGGAAUGGGAUGUUCAGUGUUCAGAGAGAUGGACUUCUAUUGCCUAACUGUGAGACUCUGGAGUGCAAUUGACAUACUACAGUAGGCUAUUCUCCCAUUUGAGAACAUGCUUUCCUGCUUCUAUUAUUGUAGCCUAUUGUUGGCUUGGAAAUGUAAGUACGUGAAGACAUUUUCGGACAAGAAACGUUAUUUCUCCUGUGUUGGCCUACACCAGUCAUGAUGGAGGGCAUUGACACUGAAUAUGACCUAUAAUGUGUUUAUUGCAGCAUGAUUUAUUUCUACUGUACAAUUAUCAUCUGAGGAGUAUUUGUUUACUUUGAUCCUAGAUCUUAUGGACCUCUGACAAAAUAGACAAGUAAUAUUCUACUGCAUUGCUAUGGAAACAAAUAGAAAUAUAUGAUAAACAGCUUCUGUAGAUUAAUGUGUGACAUUGUUGUCACAAUACAUAUUUAUCGUCGGCCUUCUCAGAAACUGGUUUUAUGCUAAACUUAUAUUACUGGCAAAUAUUACCAAACCAAUUGUCCAAAAACAUAUAGAAUAAAACAUACAAAACCA